Uranotaenia lowii is the source of this 3195-nucleotide messenger RNA. RefSeq names its product caprin homolog (gene Capr). Gene Ontology annotation, cellular component: cytoplasm. NCBI's taxonomy places the organism in Eukaryota, Metazoa, Arthropoda, Insecta, Diptera, Culicidae. The record is from RefSeq and is a predicted model, not a curated record. The transcript has 4 exons. Gene Ontology annotation, molecular function: RNA binding. The coding region runs from base 139 to 3000 and encodes 953 amino acids.
UCUUUGUCUUUCAUACCGAGCAGAAGCCAAUCGUGUUAUUCCGAAAAACAUUUUACUAAAAAAGUGAAACUUUUCAUUGAUAUACUGCAACUUUGAAUCUGGUUUAUUCAGAUUACAAGAACACUAACUUUAGAAAAAAUGCCAAGCGUAAAAGAUUUAGAAAUUAGUAAAAAUGUUACAUCUGAAUCGAUCACUACGGAUGGCGUAGGAAGUGAGGGUUUAAAUUCUGCAAAGGAAAAUUUGAAUGCUCAACUUGUGAAUAGCAACAUAGCUAAUAAUGGCAACGCCAAGGAAGCACCGGCAAAUCCAUUACAACAGAUUGUACUAAUAAUCGAGCAUAAGAUACGGAAUUUGGAAAAACGGAAGAACAAACUAGAAUCGUACCGAGUAAUUGAAAAAUCGGGAAAAAGGCUUACGCCGGACCAGAAAACGGCAGUUUCCAAGUAUGACGAGUGCAUAGCCUCCCUGGAGCUGACCCGGGACUUCUGCAAACAAUUUCAAUCAAUAGUGACUGCCGCAAAUAAGGAGGCGAAAAAAGAAGCUAAACGCAGUGCAUUCCUUCGGGCUCAGCAAGAAAACAUCAAGGUUCGCGAGGUGUUAGCCAUUCAGGAUGUGUUGGCACGUGUUCUGAAGACGGACGCUAGGGAGGAUUUCCUGGGAGGUUUGAAUGGAGCCAUUCAAGUUUCCUUCGAAGAUAUGCUUUUGCUUGAGAAACUGUAUGAUGAAAUCGUCCCAAAGCGCCCUGACUUGAGCUCGGAACCCGCAUUUGCUGCCGCUCUGAAACAGGCCGCUGAUCAUUUGUGUUCAACGAUCGAUGGCCGAAACAAACCGUUCGAAAGUUCAACGUACAUCUAUGUGAGAGAUUUGAUCAACAAUAUUCAAGCAUGUGGUUAUUUUGAAAAAGAUAUGGUAAUCGUAGAAGAAACGGUUGAUGAACUAUCUAACGAGAAAGCGUCUGUCGAUGCGAUAGACGUUGAAUCCGUAGAUGAUGCAACUGAAAAUGAUAUUGCGAUUGCAAAUCCACCGCAAGACAUAAAGACUAACAAUGCUGCUGAAAAAUUAGGACAAGAUGGAAAGGUGACAACCAUUAUUGACUCUGCGAUUAUUGUGGAAGCACCAGCAGCUACUGCUGUUCCAACACCUGCUUUCCCUGGUCAACCGAAUGUAAUGCAAACCCCAAAGCCCAUAAAUGCCAACAUUGCUCCAAUCCCGACGCAACCAGUUCAAUUGCAAUCGAAUCUUAAUGUUGAUCCCUCUGCAGCGGCUGUCAACAUCCAGCCAAACGCUGUCAUUAUUCCGAAUGCAACAAACCUUCCCGUGGUGCAGCCUAUCAUUACACCGAUUCCUGCUACGGUUCAUCCUCAGCUAAGUGGUACAACCGUUCAAGCUGUAGAGCAUGCCUAUUUCAAACAACACUACAUUCAGCAACAGCAGCAGCAGCAACAACAGCCACAACAACAGCAGCAACAUCAACAACAUUUACAACAACAACAACACCUUCAACAACAACAUCAGCACCAACAGCAGCAGCAGCAACAACAACAACAACAACAAAAAAUGAGGCCAACAAUACAUGAGGUUAUAGGGACAGGAAACUUUUUCUUCCUGCAAGAAUCUGAACUGGAUAAGCCUGAUGUUAUCCCUGGUAACACGAAUGUUGAAAGCACACCGCAAGCUAUGCCGCCGACUGAACAACAUCAGCUACAUCCAUUGCCUUUACCAAUGAAUGUAAACUUACAGCAGAAAACCGUAAUCGGUACACAAUCACCAGCACAGAUUGGUCAGUCAUUCCAAAAUAUUAAUCCUAUGAAUUGCUUUACUCCAAAUUUGCAUUCCGGUGAACAGAGGGGCAGCGCUCCUCAGCAUACACAAUUGAAAAGCAAUGAUUCCGAUCAAGUUCCUGGAUUCCCUCAGGUUAGCGCACCAAUUAUGAACACGCAUGUUACGCCAAAUGUAUUACCGAUGCAUUCGCUUCAGCAAUUAGAGCAAACAACCAACCAACGAUCAGCUAAUCAAAAAUCUCAAAACAAUGAAAAUCAACUAGGAACAGUACUUAACAAUACAUUUAAAUCAAACAUGCAACAGUUUACUUCCGAUUCUUCCGGAAUAAACGACAAUUCAAUCCAAUCCAACGUAGCGCAAAGGAUUUCUUCUCUGUUAGUCGAUCCAACUAGUGAUAAACAGAAUGCUGAUUUAAACUCUCAUUCUACUGGACCGGCUGCACAACAGUUACAAAAACCGCAGAACGAGUGGAAUUCUGGAAUGAGCUAUACCAAUACUUUGAAUAAAUCUGAUGAGCAAUGGUCGAACCAUUCUGUAUUGGCUAAAAACAGUAUUGAAGAUGAUAAAAAUCAUUACAAUCUAUCGCGACCUGUUAAUCAAACAACUGCGGUGAAAGCGAAAGAAACGAUUCCUCAAAAUUCAACAACGGCAUCGAACAGAAAUGAUUCCAGUUUUGGAGUGACCGGACUCAUCCAAGAACAAACUACGCAUGCAAGUUCAACUAUUCAGCCAAUGUCGCACGGAGGACUACGAAAUCAUCGCGGUAACUCGAACGUACAAUAUCAGCAAAAUAAUUCUUCUAAUGCUCGUUUUUCGAAUGAUGAUGUUAUGAACAAUCCAGCCCCAACGUUUUUCAAAAACAAUGAAAGAUAUUAUCAACAAAACCAGAACUCAAACUUUUCUGGAAGCAAAACAGAUUCUCCAUAUCAUCAACGUAAUACCAUGUUUAAAAACCGAUCGGACGGUAUUGGCAACGCUUCAUCCCGCAGCGGUUAUUCCGUAUCGGGAAGCGGUGUUGGAUCUGUAGGAUCAAAUAACAACUCCAAUCACGGAGGAUCAGCAGAUUAUCGAUCAAACGCACGACCUGUAAACAGCACGAGGAACACUGGUCCGCCAUCGGCAAGACCGCAACAACAACGUACGCAUUCUGGAAAUGGAAAUUUUGCAAGCUCAAGAGCUGCUCCUCAUGCCAGAGGCCAAUCAUCAAUUAACGCGUAAAACUACGACAGUGUAUCUCCAAUUAAACUUAUUUUACACCUUAGUGAUAACAAAGCUCCAGAAUACAGUGACGACACUUUAUGAGUCUUAUAAAACUGAAGAAAACAACAGAUAAAACUGUAUCCAUUAUUUAAUAUUGAGAAACGAAACUAUGAUUAAAAGAUUCUGAUUGUGUUCUUAGCAACGAAUAACUUA